CUGAAUUUCAGAUUGGAAAAAUGAGAAACGGAGAGAACCAAAACUGACUGAUCCUUCCCUAUCUACACCCAGGUGAUAACUGCACCCGCCUCUGAGACAAUGGAGAAUACAAAUAACGUAACAGAAUUCAUCCUCUUGGGGCUAUCCCAAAAUGAGCAGGUCCAACAAGCUUGCUUCCUCUUGUUUCUGCUCAUCUAUUUAGUGAUUGUCCUGGGGAACCUUCUGAUCAUGGUCACUGUGAAGUCCAGCCAGCGCCUCCAUACACCCAUGUACUACUUCCUAUCUGUCCUCUCCUUUGUGGACAUCUGCUACGCUUCUGCCACAGUGCCGAAGCUGAUUGCAGAUUUGCUUGCUGAGAAGAAAUCCAUUUCAUUUCAAGGCUGCAUCACACAGCUCUUUUCCGUACACAUUUUUGGCUGCAUUGAGAUCCUUAUCCUGACGGUGAUGGCUUAUGACCGCUAUGUGGCUAUCUGCAAGCCCCUGCACUACACAGCCAUCAUGAGCAGACAAGUGUGCCAUCAGCUGAUGAUAGCCACGUGGCUGGGAGGGCUUGUACAUUCAAUGGUCCAGACAAUCCUCACCAUAAAGCUGCCUUUCUGUGGGCCCAAUGAGAUUGACCACUAUUUCUGUGAUGUCUACCCUUUGCUGAAGCUGGCCUGCAGUGACACCCGCAUCGUUGGAGCUUUGGUUGUUGCCAACACUGGGAUGAUUAUCUUGGGGUGUUUCCUGGUACUGGUUGUGUCCUAUGCUGUCAUCUUAAUCACCCUCCGCACACAGUCCUCUGAGGGGAGACGCAAAGCACUCUCCACCUGUGCUUCCCACAUCACUGUUGUGCUCCUUCUGUUUGGGUCCUCCCUUUUCAUCUACAUCCGCCCUUCCACUACUUUAGCAGUGGAUAAAGUGUUUUCUCUGUUUUACACAAUCCUCACCCCCAUGUUGAACCCUAUCAUUUACACACUGAGGAAUGCUGAGAUGAAAAAUGCCAUGAAAAAGUUGUGGAGCAGGACAAAGAGGCUUGGGGAGCCAAAAUAAGUUGGGUUAGUUCUUAUAAAUGACAGGUGAAGUCAGAU
Molecule: messenger RNA, 1070 nt
Organism: Rhineura floridana
Lineage: Eukaryota; Metazoa; Chordata; Lepidosauria; Squamata; Rhineuridae
Product: olfactory receptor 4S2-like
Exons: 2
Coding region: 100-1032 (310 amino acids)
Biological process (GO): G protein-coupled receptor signaling pathway
Cellular component (GO): membrane
Molecular function (GO): olfactory receptor activity; G protein-coupled receptor activity
Source: RefSeq, a predicted model, not a curated record